Molecule: messenger RNA, 1778 nt
Organism: Sinocyclocheilus rhinocerous
Lineage: Eukaryota; Metazoa; Chordata; Actinopteri; Cypriniformes; Cyprinidae
Product: acyl-CoA-binding domain-containing protein 5A-like
Exons: 14
Coding region: 108-1679 (523 amino acids)
Biological process (GO): pexophagy; fatty acid metabolic process
Cellular component (GO): peroxisome; cytoplasm
Molecular function (GO): fatty-acyl-CoA binding
Source: RefSeq, a predicted model, not a curated record
GUAAACACCUGAGGAAGGCUUUCGUAUGUUGGCUGUCAGUAUUCAUGAGGUCGUAGUCUCCAGUAAAGCAGGUUUGAUCCCGAUCUUGCUGUAGCGGUGAGAUUGUCAUGAUGGAGGGUGACAACCAACUAGUCUACGAGCAGAGGUUCAAUGCUGCUGUCAAAGUGAUCCAAAAUUUACCAUCAAACGGUUCAUUUCAGCCUUCCAAUGACAUGAUGCUGAAAUUUUAUAGCUACUACAAGCAAGCAACACAAGGCCCCUGUAAGAUUCCCCGUCCAGGAUUCUGGGACCCCGUUGGCAAAGCCAAAUGGGAUGCGUGGAAUUCUCUUGGGGAAAUGCCGAAGGAGGAGGCGAUGGCGGCCUAUGUGGAAGAUUUGAAACUGAUCCUGGAAAGUAUGCCUGUAACAAAUGAGGUCGAGGAGCUUCUGCGGGUCAUUGGGCCGUUCUAUGAGCUUGUUGAUGAAAAGAAAAAGAUAACGCAAGUGUCCGAGUUGAGCACAGCCCGCUUGGAAAGAUUUGCUAGGCAACUUGAAGGCUUUGGGAGCAUGCUAAUGUCACCACCCAAAAGUGUCACAAAAAGCAUCAUCAGGACGAUGGAGAUGAAUGGCAUCCUGGACAGUUACCCCGUCAAAACAGCAGAAACCCCAAAGACUAAAUCAAUAGACAUGGAAGACGGAGAAGAUGAUAAUGAGGAGGAAGAGGAGGAAAAAGACGAAGAAGAGGAGGUUAAAGCCUCACAACCGAAGAAAAGGGCUUCUGCAGGGAGACCUAAAGAACCAGUAUCUAAUGGCAGUAUCGGCCAACAUAAAGGCCUUACCAAUGGAACGCACGAGUCUAGGUCUGAUCUGAACAGGCAGGAUUCAGAAGAAGACUCUGAAAACAUUAAGCACAACAGAGACGUCAUUGAGCUCAAUGGACACAUCAAAAGUGAGGAGAAGGACAUUGGGGAAGACGUGUCCAGUUCUCACCAUGUGGCCAGUGAUUCGGACAGCGAGGUGUACUGUGACUCCAUCGACCAGUUUUGUGGAGAAGAAGGAUCUGAGCUACACGUUAGCCACUCACUAGACAUGGCCGAGGAAAGCCACAGCACACUAUCCUCGACAGGAGAGAUCAGAUCACAAGAGGAACUGCUGGGACGGGAGGAAGGCGUACAGCACGGCGGAGAAGAUGGAUGGAACAGCAGAGGAGGUUCUCAGAGACAGGGACUUCCUGUGAAUAGAAGUAACAGUUCUGUGGUCAGGAGGGAAAGAGGGUCCAAGUCACCUGCCUUUGGCUCCGGGUCAGCGGGACCGCAGCAGGGCAGUGGGGGAGACGGGGAGCGCUGGGGGACGGAUGGAUCUGUAACGGACAAUCUAAACGAACAGAUAAUCUGUGCUCUGGCCAGACUGCAGGACGACAUGCAGAGUGUCUUAGAGAGGCUACACACGCUGGAAGCUCUCACAGCCUCGCAGGCCCGAUCCUUAGCGCUGCCAUCAGACUACUUGUCACCACCUGCAAAUAAAACGAAGAAGAAGCCAUCCUGGUGGCCUUUCGAUGUGUCUCCAGGAACUGUGGCCUUUGCUGUCAUCUGGCCGUUUGUGGUGCAGUGGCUCAUCCGUCUGUAUGUGCAGCGCAGGAGAAGGAAUGUUAAAGAUUGGAUCAUCUUGUUGCAGAAGAAUCAACUGAAAGGAAUCGACUGAUGGUUCGACAUCUCUGGAGACCCAGAGGAGAGCCGUGUUACGCAUUUAGGAGGAGGAGGGUGUUUCUCAGCCUGUCCCGUGAUCCCUAACUUCUGCUUU